AUGAUGAAUCCUUACAUUAGCUGGGCUCUGCUACUCGUGGUGGCAGGUGGCCUGGGAUGGUAUUAUAAUGUCCCGAAUUCCAAAGCUAAGACCGCAGUCAAGCCGGCGGUAGAGAAGAUAGAAAGUGCGACUGGAGUGAAGAAGCCAAAGAAGAAGGCAAAAAAAUCCCCCGAGCCUACUUCAUCCACAACGACCAAGAAGGUCGAAGAGAAGCCCGCAUUCGAGUACAAAGCUACGGAGGGUGAUCAUGGGGAUGAAGAGAUUGACCAGAAGGAGAUGGCCAAGCGUUUUACCGCUGUGAAGAGUGGAAUCCCCGCCCAGGUGAGCGGCAGCGAGGGUAAAUCUCAAAAGAAGAAGAAGAAGACCACCAGCCAGCUCGAGGCUGAAGAGAAUACGCGCUCCGGAUCUCGCGUCUCGACUCGCACCUCCUCCACCGCUGGCGCCGACGCGGAUGAUGAUCUCUCCCCCGCGGGGUCCCCGCCUACCGCCUCCUCCGCUGGAUAUGUAUCGGACAUGCUCGAAGCUCCUGCUCCCGGCGCGUCUGUCCUCCGUGUCACCGGAUCCAUGGAAGCGCCCCAGAAGAAGCAGAAGGCUCAGUCUUUCAAGCAGGUUGAAACGAAGAAGCAACGCCAGCAACGGGCGAAGAACGAGGCUCGUAAGCAACAAGUUCAGGAAGCCGAGGCAGAAAGACGCAAGCUUCUCGAGAAACAACUACACAUGGCCCGGGAGGCUGAGCGCCGCGAAGCGGCCAAGUCCAAGCCCGUUGCGCCUCAGAGCAACGCCUGGCAGGCAAAGGAGGUGAACCCCACAUCCAACGGCACCCCGAAUGUGUCUCAGAGCCCCAGCGUGGAACUGCUGGACACUUUCGAAGCGCCGUCCUCUAAGCAGUCUCCUGCCACUGCCUCGAGCUCGAAGAAGUGGGACCAGGGCCUUCCCUCGGAAGAGGAGCAGAUGCGUAUUCUGGGUGCUGAUCCUAUUGAUGACUGGACCACUGUGUCCAGCAAGAAGCCUAAGAAGAAGGGCGGAAAGGCCGAUGAGAGCUUCAGCGAGGCCAGUGCGUCUGAGACCCAGGUGACACCUGCCGCUCCAGUGGCCGUUCCCGCUGCCCCCAAGGUCACUGUGACCCCCACUUAUAUACCCGAUAUUCUGCGCUCGAAGCAGAAGGGACACCCUCUCGACUCCGACUGGGCCGCUUAG
This is a messenger RNA of Aspergillus fischeri NRRL 181, 1197 nucleotides long. RefSeq lists its product as uncharacterized. The coding region runs from base 1 to 1197 and encodes 398 amino acids. The record is from RefSeq and is a predicted model, not a curated record. Lineage: Eukaryota; Fungi; Ascomycota; Eurotiomycetes; Eurotiales; Aspergillaceae. The transcript has a single exon.